This is a messenger RNA of Morchella importuna, 2787 nucleotides long. RefSeq lists its product as uncharacterized. The record is from RefSeq and is a predicted model, not a curated record. The transcript has 6 exons. The coding region runs from base 1 to 2787 and encodes 928 amino acids. Lineage: Eukaryota; Fungi; Ascomycota; Pezizomycetes; Pezizales; Morchellaceae.
AUGUACCAGCCUUCCCAGGUGGGAACAGAUUUGCCUGCUUCAAAAUCUAACUUACAGGUCACUACUACUGGGAAAGGUGAUGGAUUAAGGAGAGGUGAUGGAUUGGGUGAUAUUCUACAAAGAUUCCAGUCAAUCCUAGAAAACCUGGUGUCACGAAUAGAGAAGCAAGCUCCGGGAAAUGCUGCAGGGAUUGCUGAGAUCAAUUCGAAAUUGACAAAGCUGAUUAAGCUCAAUGAGAAGCUAGAAAACUCAUCAAGGUCUCAUACUGAACGUCUAGAAACAGUGGAAACAUACGUUGCCGUUCUGGAAGAAGUCCGCGAAAAAAUUGAUUUGAUGGAAGAUCGUACAAAUGAAGUGGACGAAAAGAUUUUCAGCUUUGAAAAUCGACUAGAUGAUCGUUUCGUCACGAUCGAGUCCCGUCUUCAAAAGAGCCGGGAGAAGAGAAAGCUUCGAGAGAGGGGGUUUGAUGAGGAUGGAUCAAUUCGGGUUCCAAAGCGACGCAAAGGGGGACGAGGAAAUGAACAUGAAGCGCUGCCUGAAAAAACCAGUCAAUUAGACAUUAGACCCGCAGUCACAGCAAGCUUUAACACGAAUACCAGCGCAUCGAGCAGCCUUUGCACAGAUACUUCGGCAGACAGAGAUUCACGCAAAAUAACUUCUUCACUCUUGGAACGCCUAGAGUCACGUCUAAUCAGAAUGGAGCAGAAUGCGGGCCCCUCUCCUCAAUCGCCCUGGGAGAUAGAGGUUGUAAUGCUUCCGCCAGCGCCACUGAAGGGAAUCUGGAACGACGGGACUGAAUUUGGUGGGUAUGAAAGUAGUAACCCACAGUCGGUCAGUACGUUCUCUGGGGCCUGCUCUCGAAGGAAGUCCAACGAUUUUAGUGACGGGCCUGUCCCUCGGAGUUUUAGCGUAAACUCUCGCCUAUACCGCAGGUUAGGAACUAGAGGUUUUGUCAAGCAUAUUAAUGUUUUGGGACCCACAGCUCAAGACGUAGCAGCUGCGGUGGAUUCAAGCUUUGGAAAGGUGAUCAAUUGGUGCCAUUCUUUCUACACUCCCGAUGAGAGCGUAUCCCCCCGUCUCCCUUCACAAUAUCAGAGGGUGAGUCUCGGAUGGCAGCCACUCAGAAAGGUCCACAAACAAACCAACCUGGAAUUCCUGAAGCCAGGUGAGAUGAUGGAAAUUAUGUGGACAGUCGACUUCCUCAAGGGAAGUUGUAUCAUGAAAGGCCGCAGAGCGGUGCUCUACAUCACAUCAUUACUUCCUACACGCCCUUCGUCGGUUUCAUCUAUCUCAUGGAACGACAUAAAAACCCUCCCGGAGUAUAUAGCUGUCUCAGAGCUCGAUAAGGAUACAAAACCACCGACCAGCCUACAACCCGAUCUCGAGGAUGCCGAAGAUCCUUGGGCGUGGAAAGAAACGCUCGAUGACACUUCUGAAGAGCAAGCAGCUUCACCAUCCGUAAGAUCCGUAAGGUCCGCAGCCUCAUGGAGCUCAUUCGGGCCAUUCCAAUUGGAAGAUGAAGCACGCGCCCAACAUGCAGUGGACGAUGAAGAGGAGAAGGAGGAGGAGGAGCCAAAAUUGAAAACACCUUCUCCAGCGAACUUGGUUGAUUCUGGGUUGAACGAUUGUGAUUCGUUGGGACCACCGUCACCGCCGGUAUCGUUCUCGAAUAAAAAAGGCAAGAAUUCAUCACCGCGCCAAGAAAGUGGUAGUCGAGCCCGAGAAGAAAAGACGACGAGGAGACUCUUGCGACGACAAAAGAAGUGGAAGCAGUCGCAAGACUCUCUGAUGGAAGAGGUCGCAGCUGGCAUAGAAGGCCUAACACCAACAUUAACAAGAACAACAAGAAGUAGCAUACGCCAAUCGAGUUCAAUAACCACAAGUGGAAAAAGCAGUAGUGCGCGAGAUUCCUGGUUAUCUUCACUUUCAUUUUCAGCCGUACAGGCGAACCCGAGAACCUUGGGAUGGGUGAACGAUAACACAAUUCCAGAGGAUCUGGAAGAAGAAGAGGAAAAUGUGAGCGGGGAUGCCUUGUCCGAGAACAUCAAAUUCGUCUCUCCUGGAUCAUUCUUCAAACAAACACCCUCCCUCAUCACGACCCUCUCAACCUCUGUCUGUACACAUACGCACCAUUGGCUCUUGCUUCGAUAUUCCGAUACCUCAGCCCAUGUCAACAAACUACUUAAGCAGCCAUUCGCUUUUAUCUGCUAUAACCCCGACGACCCGCCCAUCAUGCCCGCACGCCGCACCGCCCACGUCCUCCAAUCCCUCGCCCCCAACCAGCAAAAGAAAGCCACCAGGACCACCGCCGCCGCCGCCGCCGCCCAAAACCCCACCCCCGCCUGCUCCUGCGGCACCGAACUCGCCGAGCUCCGCCAGGAGGUCUCAGAGCUCACUCGCGCGCUCAACGAGAUGAAAGAGGUCAUGUACGCGCGCCUGCUGUUCCCGCACAUGUCGCUCGCCGAGGCGCAAACGGACGCAACAGAGGUCACGUGGGAGCACGUCCGGCCGCCGAAGCGACAGCGCUCCGACAGCGCCCUGUAUCUGCCCGACAUCCCCGACGGGUUCUCCGACAGCACGGCGCACAGCCUGGUGUUUAAGCAGCGGACGAGGAACGCGGAGAAGGAGUGUGAGCGCGCAUCCGUGGUAGUGAAAGAGACGCAUGAGCAGGCGAUGCGCGUGACGAGGCGUAUGGCGGUUGUGAUUGAGCCCCCCACACGGUCAAGGGUGGAGAAGAGCAAGAGGGGCAGGUCGUCGACUUUGAGGGUCGGGAGAGGGAGGAAGUAA